Molecule: messenger RNA, 1126 nt
Organism: Odocoileus virginianus texanus
Lineage: Eukaryota; Metazoa; Chordata; Mammalia; Artiodactyla; Cervidae
Gene: APIP
Product: APAF1 interacting protein
Cellular component (GO): cytoplasm
Molecular function (GO): methylthioribulose 1-phosphate dehydratase activity; metal ion binding
Source: RefSeq, a predicted model, not a curated record
GGCCUCCCGGCCAGGCGGCUGCGCGGUUGGGUCAGAGAGGCCUUCCCAGACCCGCCUUUCAUUUUGUCCGCCCCGCCCCCAGGCUGCCCUCAGAGCCGCCUGAUUGCAGUUCUGGCCUUGUCGCGUGGGCCCAGGCGGAGCUUCAGGAGCAGAGCCGUGCGGAGGUUGCAAGGCGCGGGUACCGCUAGUCCCGGCCAUGUCUGGCUCUCACUCUCCAGAGGGAGACUGUUGCUCACGGCAGUGCCGCGCGCAGGACAAGGAACAUCCAAGAUACCUGAUCCCAGAGCUUUGCAAGCAGUUCUACCAUUUGGGUUGGGUCACUGGGACCGGAGGAGGAAUUAGCUUGAAGCAUGGCAAUGAAAUCUACAUUGCUCCUUCAGGAGUGCAAAAGGAACGGAUUCAGCCUGAAGACAUGUUUGUUUGCGACAUCAAUGAAAAGGAUAUAAGUGGACCUCCGCCAUCUAAGCAUCUUAAAAAAAGCCAGUGUACUCCUCUUUUCAUGAAUGCUUACACAAUGAGAGGAGCAGGUGCUGUGAUCCAUACCCACUCUAAAGCUGCGGUCAUGGCCACCCUUGUCUUCCCAGGAAAGGAGUUUAAAAUUACACAUCAAGAGAUGAUCAAAGGAAUAAAGAAAUGUACCUCGGGAGGGUAUUACAGAUAUGAUGAUAUGUUAGUAGUACCUAUUAUUGAGAAUACACCUGAGGAGAAAGACCUCAAAGAGCGCAUGGCUGUGGCAAUGAAUGAUUACCCAGACUCCUGCGCAGUGCUAGUCAGACGGCAUGGAGUCUACGUCUGGGGAGAGACGUGGGAGAAGGCUAAAACCAUGUGUGAGUGUUAUGACUAUCUGUUCGAUAUUGCCGUAUCAAUGAAGCAAGUAGGGCUGGACCCUGCGCAGCUUCCCGCUGGAGAAAAUGAACUUGUAUAAGUCAAGUGGAGGUUUACUAUAUAGAGAGAUAGUUUAUCUUAAUUAUUACAUAAAUGGCAUGAUUUUUAAAAUGAAUUGAAAAUGUCUAUGAAACUAUUGAUUUGUCACUAAACACUGCAGAUUUUCUGACACUGGGUGAUAUUUCCUUACAUUCUUAUAAUUUUAAAUGACAAUGCAAUGGAAUAAAAAUUUUAUAAUGAA